Etheostoma cragini (Arkansas darter) is the source of this 3108-nucleotide messenger RNA. RefSeq names its product unk like zinc finger (gene unkl). The transcript has 16 exons. Bases 174 to 2627 code for a protein of 817 amino acids. The record is from RefSeq and is a predicted model, not a curated record. Lineage: Eukaryota; Metazoa; Chordata; Actinopteri; Perciformes; Percidae. Gene Ontology annotation, molecular function: metal ion binding.
AACAGUCACAAGUAUAUGUCGUUCUCUAAAUACAUCCAUGGUAUAUGUCCCUACUGUCUCAUAUUUGCCGCGCUCCCUGCAUCUGUUUGCAGUGUGCGCUGGCGUGCAGGCGGAUGUGCAUGCACGCAAGCAACAGAUCCGAGCGCAUGCGCAAUUCAUUGUUUUGACUGAAAAUGCCGUCGGUUUCGAAAACGGCGGCCAAUGCGUCUCCUCAAACCGAGAAACCUACCCACUAUACAUACUUGAAGGAGUUCAGGACAGAGCAGUGUCCGCUGUUCCUACAGCAUAAGUGUACGCAGCAUAGACCCUUUACGUGCUUUCAUUGGCAUUUUCUCAACCAGCGGCGAAGGCGACCCAUUAGAAGAAGAGACGGAACUUUUAACUACAGCCCGGACGUGUACUGCACGAAAUACGACGAGACUACAGGCAUUUGCCCAGAUGGAGAUGACUGUCCUUAUUUACACCGGACAACUGGUGACACAGAGCGCAAGUACCAUCUACGCUAUUACAAGACUGGCACUUGUAUCCAUGAGACAGACGCUCGAGGGCAUUGUGUGAAGAAUGGCCUCCACUGUGCGUUUGCUCACGGGCCACAUGAUCUCCGACCUCCAGUCUAUGAUAUCAGAGAGAUUCAAGCACAAGAGGCCCUUCAAAAUGGACAGUUGGGAUCUGGCGAAGGUAUUCCUGAUCUGCAGCCUGGUGUAUUAGCCAGCCAAGCUAUGAUCGAGAAAACCCUGACAGAAGACCCCCGGUGGCAAGAUACCAACUUUGUUUUAGCCAACUAUAAAACAGAGCAGUGUACUAAGCCCCCAAGACUAUGCAGACAGGGCUACGCUUGCCCCCACUACCACAACAGUAGAGAUCGAAGACGAAAUCCUAGAAAGUUCAAAUAUAGGUCAACUCCCUGCCCUAAUGUGAAACAUGGGGAUGAAUGGGGCGAACCCUCAAAGUGUGACAGUGGAGACAGUUGCCAGUAUUGUCACUCUCGCACUGAACAGCAGUUUCACCCAGAGAUCUACAAAUCUACUAAAUGCAAUGAUAUGCGACAAACAGGAUACUGCCCCAGAGGACCGUUUUGUGCGUUUGCACAUGUAGAAAGAAUUCCCUCUACAGAGGAGACCAUGAGCUCAUUGCUAACAGCGAUUCAGUCGAGUUCACAGUCCCAGCUGGGCUCUCAGCAGUAUUCAGAGUGUCCAAUCAGUGAGUGGAACAGUGGAGGCAGCUCCACCACCAGCGCAACCAGUAGCAACGGACAAGUAGGAAGUGUUUCAUGUUCUAAUAGCUCAACUGUAACUCCAAGCUCAGGAAACGACAGUUUGUUAUCCCCAGUGGGAUCCAUCAGCAGGUCGAAACCCUUAACUAAUUGUAGUUCAUGUUCAGAAUCCACCACAUCCAGUGUCUCAUCUCUGACGUCUAACUAUCCUAAAGCUCCGGGCUUUGAACGUGAGGAUCAGAUUAAGAACAAGGGACAGUUGGAUCAGAAAUUGAUGGACCAAGAAAAACAGACACAGCAUACUGUAUUCUCUGCGGUUAACCCUUUGGCAUCAAGCUUUACCUCCAGUAUAACAUCCAGCUUGGCCUCUAGUAUUGGCUCAGAUAGUUCUUCACCCACCACCUUAUCAACAAUGAAUGCAAAAGCCACACCUUUCUAUCCAGGGAGCAACACAGUGGAGUCUGUUAUAGGAUCCGCUCUGGACCUUAACUUCAGUGACAUUAAUGUUGCAUCUCUUGAUAAGGAGUUUGAAGAGCAAGACAACAGCGUUGGAUUGGCAAGUAAAAGGGUGCUGGGUGGAUCUGCUCCAGUUAACAUUCCUGGCUCGCUGGCACGAUCGUCCUCUUUUAAUUCUUCAUCUUCGCUCUCCACCUCCCCGCUAAGCUCCCUCUCCCAGUCGCUGUCGCAGUCCCUGCUGUCGCAGUCCCUGCUGUCUGGGACGUUAUCACAGCAAAAUCAACCUUCAAACAUGUUAGCCAAGCAAGAGCAUGGCCUCCUGGGAACACCCACCUCUUCUUCCCAGAAUUCUUUGGGCUUGAAUGGAGGGGCUAGCAGCAUUUGGGACUUUGUAAGUGGCAGCUUUUCACCGAGUCCAUCUCCAGUUUUCAGCAGCCUAACCUCUGGAACCAGCAGUGCUGAUCUGGCCCGUCUUUUUAGAGAUCUGGACGAGGCCAAGAGGAAAAUAAAACAAUGGGAGGAGGCCUGGCAUCAGGUCAAACAAGCCUAUGAAGCUUGCCAGAAAGACGCUCAUGAAGCAAAGGAACAAGCAAAAACGGCCGAGACAGAGCGGCAGCUGGCAGAACAAAAAUGGGAGGAAACAGAGCGCAAGCUGAAGGAGCUCCAGGGGGACUUUGAUGUUCUUUGUCGCACCCCUGGAACACCUCUACUACGUAACUAUGGAGAGUUGGACAAGCUCCCCUUGUCAAAGCUUCACUCCAUCCAGAGUCAGCUGCGUAAUGACCUAGACCUUAUAGAUGGGGUAAUAUAUCAGCUUCAGUCAAAGAAAUGUAUAGUUUGCCAAAAGCAUGAUCGUUGCAUUGUUCUGCAGCCUUGCCAACAUUAUGUACUAUGUGAAACCUGUGCACCUAGUAAAACAGAAUGUCCCUACUGUAGAACAAAAAUAUUGAAGUGGUGAUGUACAAUUACUCGAGGUACUAUUUAAAGAAUUAGCCCUUUGGAAAAACUACUAAUAGAUAUUACAUUUUCUAAAUAACGAUGUCUGUUUCAUACAGUGAUUGAAUUAAUUUAGGAUACAAUGAUGUUUGACAACACAACUAGUAUUAGGAAUCAGAUGUGCAGGGGAUUCAAUCAUUAUAGUUUUUGCACAUUUUAUGUGCACAUUACCUCAUCCAGAAAGCAUUCUGCAUGAAAAGCUACACACUCAAAUUAGAAUAUCAAAUUACCUUGCAGUGCCCUUUCUCAAAUCUUCAAUCAUGAUUUGGACACUCUAAAGGACAUAAAUAAUGUGUCCACAUAUCUGCUUUACAGAAAAAAAAUGUAUACAUAUAUGUAUUGCCAAGCUGACAUUUUGCUCUUUUAUUCAAUCCAAAAUUACAGAUUAUUAAAAAAUUGCAAAGAGGACCAAUAAACUUGGUUGAAAGCUGUAUACACAAAGA